UCCUCGACUCAUCAAGUUGUUACACGGUGUCAGAAGUUGGAUGCUGCAGAUUCUGCAGAUUCAAGGACCAUGGACCAGCUCAAGCCGCCAGAACAGCUCCUGAUCAACUCUCCCAACAAGGCGGACGCGUGGAGGCAGUUCAAACAUGCGUUUGAAAUGUAUUUAAGUGCCUCUGGACUCAAGGACAAGGAUGGCGCCACCCAAGCCUAGGUAUUCCUCCAAGUCAUAGGAGAAGAUAGCCUGAAAGUGUACCAAACAUUGCAGUUUGACACAGAGGAGGACAAGAAGGACAUCGACAAACUGACGGAGAAAUUCGAAGAAUUCUGCAUCCGGAAAGCAAAUUCAACAAUGGACCCAUGCUUCUCGUUCACCCGGAAACAGGAAGAAAAUGAAGACAUUGACUCAAUGCCGAGCAACAAGAAAGGUCUACUGGAGAGGCUGGCCGAGGGAGUAGUGAUUGGCGAUGGCGGUAUGAUCUGGGCCAUGGAGCUGAAGGGUUACGCGGAGGCUGGUAAAUACACUCCAGAAGCGGCCGUGGAACAUCCGGAAGCAGUUUUGCAGAUGCACCGUGAGUUUGUGCACAACGGUGCUGAAGUACUACAGACCUGCACAUUCUGGUCGUCAAAACUUGAAGAAGAGACGGUAGAGGGUGUUUCUGUCAACGAUGCGGCCUGCGCCCUGGCUCUUAAGGCAGCCAAAGAAGCCAGUGAUCCAAUUUUAGUUGCAGGAAGUGUGACCAAAACUGACCUGUACGAGCAAGGCGAGAGCAAAGAGGUGGUGCAGGCGGAGUUUCGCCGCCAGCUCGACUUCUACGUCAGAAACGACUUUGACUUUGUCAUAGCAGAGUUCUUUGAUCAUGUACUGGAGGCAGAAUGGGCUGUGGAGGUGCUGAAGGAGUCCGGUAAGCCUGUCCUGGCCACCGUCUGCAUUGGACCGGAGGGCGACGCCGACUCAUUUUCGCCCGAGCAGUGCGCCCUUCGCUUGGCACGCGCCGGUGCUGAUGUGGUCGGCGUCAACUGCCGCUUCGGUCCCCAGACGUGUCUCAAGACGGUAGCGAUGAUGAAGAGAGCAUUGAAACUGGCUAAACUUGAUCACGUCUACCUCGCUGUGCAACCAUAUGGUUACCACACACCAGAUGCACCUAUCAACGGAUACAGUGGCAUGAAGGAAUUCCCUUUCGCUAUGGAUGCCCGAGUAAUGACUCGCAUUGAUGCUUAUAACUAUGCCAAAGAGGCAAGUAAGCUGGGUGUACGCUAUAUCGGAGGCUGCUGCGGAUUUGAGGGACGCCAUAUACGAUCCAUGUCUGAGGCACUUCAAGGGAAAACUGGUCGCAUUGCUCCUGUCACCAAACGCUAUGGGAAGUGGAUCAAUACUUAUGCAGAUAAGGAUGAUGAGAGAGCUGAUGCAAAGCACUGGCUGGAGAUGAAACCAGCAACUGGUCGUCCAAAAAGUUCAGCAAUGUCAGAAAGUGUCAAGUACAGCUAGGUUGCGAUUUACUCUCAUUUCGUUCCCCUGAGUCCAUGGAGAUGAGGACACUUCAGCAAGUCUGGCGCUUCUGAUGCUGUGCUGUAUCUGCAUGUAGUCAGUGAAAUUCAGCACUCACUCUAUAUGUAUGUUAGGACUAACAUGAAUACUAGCCGAUAGCAAUGUCUAAUCUCUGGAGUCUGCUCUUAGAACAAUUUUACUCUUGCCCUUCCACUCCAUUUCACAGUAUCCUGACAUCAGAUUCUAUCUUUCACAUAAUGAACCUGACCUGGAAAGUAGGUAAUCUAAACACUCACACCAAUUUGUCUAGUCCUUCGUGCUAUACAUGCUGCUAGUGCUGCAACCAACAACAACACCUCUAUUAUACGAGCAUCAUCAGUGUAGUAGACAUGCAUGGUGUAUUCACUCAACUCUUUAACUGUGACAGGGCCUCUGGUAUGACCACAGGGUCCGGAUCAUGUUACUUCUGAAGUAUGAACAUAAUAAUCUAAGCUAGUCUCUCUAUGUUCGUUUGUGUAGUAUGGCAACGCUGCUGCCCCUUGUGCCUAAAUGUGUUUUGUCCCCUUCUUGUUUAUUAUUUUCUCUUUAACUGUGACAGGGCCUCUGGUAUGACCACAGGGUCCGGAUCAUGUUACUUCUGAAGUAUGAACAUAAUAAUCUAAGCUAGUCUCUCUAUGUUCGUUUGUGUAGUGUGGCAACGCUGCUGCCACUUGUGCCUAAAUGUGUUUUGUCCCCUUCUUGUUUAUUAUAUUAAAAUUUUAUUAUUGUUAUCAUUCGUUCUCACUUUUGUUGUUGUUGCUCAUACACACUUGUCACGCUUAGUUCUUACUUGUGUUCUCUUAUUUUACUUUUAAUUAAAUCUACUUCAAGAACUUAUAUCACACUAACGUACCCAACUCGA
Molecule: messenger RNA, 2386 nt
Organism: Sycon ciliatum
Lineage: Eukaryota; Metazoa; Porifera; Calcarea; Leucosolenida; Sycettidae
Product: betaine--homocysteine S-methyltransferase 1-like
Exons: 8
Coding region: 349-1485 (378 amino acids)
Molecular function (GO): betaine-homocysteine S-methyltransferase activity; zinc ion binding
Source: RefSeq, a predicted model, not a curated record